AUGUCGACCAGCCGCAAGCUAAAGAGUCAUGGCCUGAGGAGAGGCAAGAACCGAGCUCCUCACAAGGGUGUCAAGAGGGGUGGCAGCAAGAGAAAAUACCGGAAGAGCAGCCUGAAGAGUAGGAAACGAGGCGAUGACGCAAGUCGCAACUACCGAGCCCAAGUGUGA
Molecule: messenger RNA, 168 nt
Organism: Acomys russatus (golden spiny mouse)
Lineage: Eukaryota; Metazoa; Chordata; Mammalia; Rodentia; Muridae
Gene: Tnp1
Product: transition protein 1
Exons: 2
Coding region: 1-168 (55 amino acids)
Biological process (GO): spermatogenesis; chromatin remodeling; spermatid nucleus elongation
Cellular component (GO): male germ cell nucleus; nucleosome
Molecular function (GO): DNA binding
Source: RefSeq, a predicted model, not a curated record